GAUAAAACUAAUAAGCAGAUAGUGUCUGUCAUUAUCGAGUAGAGGAGUGGUAGAUUAGACAAGUUCCGACACUCAACGACUCAUUGGAAACAGUGUCAUCUGCUUUUUGGCCUCAAGCACUUCAUAAAUGAGAUACAUCAGCCGCCACUUACUCGGCUUCACUUCUAAAAUCAUUCACACUAGGAACGUCGACUUCUCCCAGUCAUUUCAUCUCAGCGCUGCGAAUUCGAAGAUGGCGCCCCCCAAGUCAACCGUCGAUUUCCUCGACUUUGUCAAUGCCUCGCCCACUCCGUUCCAUGCCGUUCAGUCCUCAAUUCAACGUCUCGAAAAGGCGGGUUUCUCGAAGAUCAAGGAGCGUGACAGUUGGUCCUCGACUUUGGCUCCUGGUGGAAAGUACUACAUGACACGAAACGGAUCGACCAUUGUAGCCUUUGCCAUCGGGUCGAAAUGGAGACCCGGAAACCCGAUUGCCAUGGUUGGCGCUCACACCGAUAGCCCCUGUCUACGACUCAAGCCCGUGAGCAAGAAGACUGCCGCGGGGUUCAUGCAGGUCGGCGUCGAGACGUACGGUGGCGGCAUUUGGACGAGUUGGUUCGAUCGAGAUCUGAGCAUAGCAGGGCGCGUGUCGGUCAGGGACAGUGAGGGCAACUUUGUCUGGAAGCUUGUCAAAAUUGACCGCCCCAUAAUCCGCAUUCCCACGCUCGCCAUUCACCUCCAUCGCCAGUCCAACUUCGAUCCUAACAAGGAGACAGAAUUACUCCCCAUCACCGGCUUGGUUGCUGCCGAGCUCAAUCGGACUGGAAACAAGGCCUCAGAGGGUUCUGGCUCUGCUGCGGCAACUAAAGACGAGGCUUUUCAGCCACUCAAACAAAUGACUGAGCGUCAUCACCCAUAUAUCCUGGAACUAGUCGCUGAAGAAGCUGGUGUUGAUUUUCAAGACAUUGUUGACUUCGAGCUUGUGCUUUACGACGUUCAGAAGGCAUGUCUAGGAGGACUGAACGAGGAGUUUAUCUUUUCGGCUCGGCUCGAUAAUCUUAACAUGACCUAUUGCAGUGUUAUGGGCCUCAUCGAAUCUGUUUCGUCCACCAGUCUCGAAGAUGAGUCUUGCAUCCGUCUAAUCACUUGCUUCGACCAUGAAGAGAUUGGUUCGACCUCCGCCCAGGGUGCCGAUUCAGAUCUACUACCAGCCGUGUCCUGGGAGCACGUCAGCUCGGAUCCAGACAUUGAUCUUCGUACCGCCUACGAGCAGACUGCCUCGUCUUCCUUCCUCGUCUCGGCAGACAUGGCCCAUUCGGUCAAUCCUAACUACAUAUCCAAAUACGAAUCGGACCAUACGCCCGAGAUGAAUAAGGGUACGGUCAUCAAGGUCAACGCCAGUCAGCGCUACGCCACUAACUCUCCUGGCAUUGUCCUGAUCCAGGAGAUGGCCAAGCGGGCGGGCGUGCCUCUUCAGCUCUUCGUUGUCCGAAACGAUUCAACGUGCGGAAGCACCAUAGGCCCCAUGCUCUCGGCUAAGAUGGGAGUCCGCACACUUGAUCUUGGCAAUCCUCAACUUUCUAUGCAUUCGAUCCGAGAAACUGGAGGAACCUACGACGUUGAGCAUGCCAUCAAGCUCUUCAACGCGUACUUGUCCCAUUACUCCGAGCUUGAACCCAGGAUCUUGGUAGACUGAGCGAGUACCAUCUGACGAGAUGAAUGACGCACCAGAGUGCACUGAAUACCAGUUUAUAGUAGAGUAGGAAGUAAAGAAAAUUAGUACAAGGUAAUCAUUUCACCGGGUUAGUAAUAGAGUAUUGUGCCAUUACAUAUCAUAGCACCCUCGGUGGGCCGGUUGUCUUGUUAUUG
This is a messenger RNA of Pseudomassariella vexata, 1845 nucleotides long. Its product is annotated as peptidase M18. Bases 128 to 1672 code for a protein of 514 amino acids. Lineage: Eukaryota; Fungi; Ascomycota; Sordariomycetes; Amphisphaeriales; Pseudomassariaceae. Gene Ontology annotation, molecular function: metalloaminopeptidase activity; zinc ion binding. The record is from RefSeq and is a predicted model, not a curated record. Gene Ontology annotation, biological process: proteolysis. Gene Ontology annotation, cellular component: fungal-type vacuole. The transcript is spliced from 4 exons.